Thelazia callipaeda (thelaziosis nematode) is the source of this 696-nucleotide messenger RNA. The record is from the annotation of a GenBank genome assembly. NCBI's taxonomy places the organism in Eukaryota, Metazoa, Nematoda, Chromadorea, Rhabditida, Thelaziidae.
AUGGCAAUGGCGAAUCCUCAGGAAGUUAAUCCAGGUAAUGCAAGUCUUGUUUCACAGAUUCAUGUUCAAGUCGACAAACGGAAGGAAAAACAUGGAAAAGAUUUGUCAGAGCAGCUGAAUAUGAAAGGCGUUUUUUUACACGUACUAAGUGACGCAAUUGGUUCAGUUAUUGUCAUCAUUACGGCUCUUGCGUCUUGGUUAUUACCUGGACAGAAAGUUCUUAAACUUUAUUUGGAUCCGAUUUUAAGUCUCAUUAUGGUUGCUUUAAUAAUUGCUUCAACACUGCCACUCGUACGGGAAACGGCUCUAAUUCUCAUGCAAACUACGCCCGGUUUUAUAAAAUUAGAUCAGAUUAAAAAGGAGUUGCUUGAAAUUGAGGGAGUAGAGGCGAUACAUGAAUUUCAUGUUUGGCGAUUGGUGGGUGAGAGAAUUAUUGCUACGGUGCAUAUCAAAUUUUCUGAUCUAAGAGCAUAUUUGGCUGCUGCUGAUAAAAUACGUACAUUAUUUCACAAUAAUUGCAUCCACAGUACUACUAUACAACCGGAAUUUUCAGAAAUGGCGAAUGCUCUAGGAAAUAAUGGAACACAUUGUGCAUUGGCAUGUCCACCCGAAAAUUGCAGAAGAAAUAAUGUAACUUGCUGUAAGAUAACGGAAAGCAGUUCAUCUUCUAAUUUAGAUUCGGUAUCAUGUUUAUAA